AUGUCUUCUAUGAUGGCGCCGAAUUCUCGGCUGCCGUGGCUUGGUGCUAUUACCGCUUUGUUCGUAGUAUGGUCGCUCUAUGCCACUAUGAGCUCUUCUCGCCUUAAAUAUCCUGUCUCGUCAGCUGUAAAGGGCGACUCUCCGAAAGGCUCUUCCACCUCGCCAAUUGUUGAUACCGUCGAGGUUGUGAGCGACCGCCCCUUAAUACAAUACGCAUACGCCGAUGGAAAGACGGAUAAUGCGCGAAAGAAUCUUGAAUUCUUCCUGGCGCAUGGGUUACACGGUGCCGCCGAUUUCGUGUUCAUCCUAAAUGGAGAAACCACAGCGAAGAGUUUAAUACCGAACGAGCCGAACAUUCGAAUAGUGCAGCGGGCCAAUGAUUGCUAUGAUAUGGGUGCUCAUGCGGAAGUACUUCAGGCGGACGACAACUAUAAGAGGUACAAGCGGUUUAUAUUGAUGAAUGCAAGUGUGAGAGGGCCGAUGUUACCUCACUGGACUAGAGAAUGUUGGACGGAUAUGUUUCUUGGGAGGCUGACCGAAAAGGUCAAGCUUGUUGGUCUGACAGCCAAUUGCAAACCUUUUUUUCAUGUCCAGUCCAUGGUCCUCGCUACCGAUAUUAUUGGCAUCGAGACACUUCUGCACCCAUCUCAAGAAGUUCUCGAUAUAUACGAAGCUGAUCCACCGCCGAAUCUUCGUCCUAGCGACCCUCUCCCAUGGCAAUCCCCUGGAAUCAAUGGCUGCUUUCACACCUGGGAAUCAGCUGUAAAUGCAGAAGUUUCGACGACUCGUUUGCUGCAAAAGGCAGGCUUCAAAGUCGAUGUCAUGAUGAGCGCGUUCCACAGCAUGAACGACUAUCCCGCGGAAUGCGAGCCUGAGAGUGGAGAUUUACUAUGGGAGAACGAGUACUACGGAAUCAGUGUCCAUCCUUUUGAAACAGUAUUUAUGAAGGCGAAUAGAGACAUUACGCCUCUCACCGUAGACCGGCAUACAGAGUGGAUCAACAAGAACAAAUACUCGAGUUACGAUUACUGCAAAGAGCCUUCUCGGGCUAAUUACAAAUUAUGA
Glarea lozoyensis ATCC 20868 is the source of this 1065-nucleotide messenger RNA. RefSeq lists its product as uncharacterized. Lineage: Eukaryota; Fungi; Ascomycota; Leotiomycetes; Helotiales; Helotiaceae. The coding region runs from base 1 to 1065 and encodes 354 amino acids. The transcript is spliced from 4 exons. The record is from RefSeq and is a predicted model, not a curated record.